CCCCCGCCGCCCGCCCUCGCUCCUACUUCCCCCUCGCCCCCUCGCCCCCGCCCCCUGCGGCCGUGCCCCUCGCCUGCCUCUCCCCCCCUCCCCACCCACCGGCGCACGCAGGGCCCCGUCAAGCAUGAGCGGAGGCUACAACCCCCCGGUGGGGGGCCCCCCGCCGGGGUCGCUCAUGAGCCGGCGGAUGUCCGUAUCGCUGGCCUUCACCUCGCCGCAGGGGCCGCACUCCUCCUCGCGCACCAAGGCCGCCGGCCCGGCCACCCCCACCCACGAGGUGGCCGUGGUCACCGAGGUGCCGGUCCAGCAGGCGGUCAAUGCCCAGGUGCUGGAAUCCGUGCCGACAUCCUCCUCGCACGCGACCCACGAGAAGUCCACCCUGAGCGGGGCCUUCGUCAGUGUGUUCAGCUCGCGCCGGCGCAACCGCGAUGCCAAGGCCGACUCCACGGCCAUCUCCCUGCCGAUGGGCAUGGGCGGCGAAGCCGGCGACUCGGUGUCCGGUGUGCCGGACUCUCCCGGCGGCCGCGGCGGCCCGGCCGACUUCCAUGCCAAAAGCUCCGGCGCCAUUGGCGACCCGGUGUUGCAGUAUCAGACCCUCCCGGAGGAGUCCGGCGAGACCGUGCUCGAGGAGUCAUCCACCGACUCGGACGGCGAGGGCUCCUUCCCGCCCCCCUCGCCGGCGGUCUUCUCGCCGCUGCCCAGCCCGGAUCUUUGCGACCCGGGGCUACUGCCCUUCCCCUUCCUCAGCCCGCCGGCCACGCCAUUGACCCCGAGCACCGCGGCCGCCCCGGCCGCCCCGACUACCCCGGCUGCCGCCCCGGCCCCCGGCGCCGACAGCCACCCCGCGCCCGGGGCCGAGGCGGACUUCGAUUAUGACGCGGCCGAGGCCCAUGCCCGGGCCUUCCACCGGCCCCCCCGGCGCCAGGCCGACGGCCUGCUCGGGUCCUGGGUCAUGUUCCAUGAUGGCGACCCCUCCCGGCGGCAAACCUACCAGCGGUGGAUCCCCCGGUUCCUGGUCCUCCAUCGGGACGGGCUGAUCGUGCGCAAUCGCCGGUCCCUGUCCCUGCAGCUGAGCGGCAUCCCGCCCGGCACGCGCACCGCCAGCGGGUCCAAUGGCCGGUCCAACCGCCGGUCCUGGCUCCAGGGCAAGCCGGUGGACCUGCCCUCCAUGUACCUGUCCCGGGCUGUGGACUUCUCGGCCGGCAUGAUGGCCGGCUCCUCGGCCAGCCUGUACGACGGGUCCGAUGGCGGGUCCGGCGCCCCGGAGGCCGGGCAUAUGGCCCCUCGGGCCAGCAGCCGGCCGGCCUCCUCCUCCUCCUCGUCCUCCUCCGGGCUCGGGCCCACCGGCGGGCGCUUUAGCAGCGACUUCCCCGUGUCGGGCACCGGGCAUGGCAGCAGCGGCCGGGCAUCCAUCCAGUCGCUGCCCGGCGGCAGCAGCAGCAGCAGCAGCAGCAGCAUCGGCACCAACCGCGCGGCCAACUCCUUUUCCAUCGACCAUGCCGGGUACAUGCGCCUGUCGGAUGGCUCGCUCGGGGCGGGCGGCGGCGGCGGCGGCGGCGGCGGCGGCGGCGGCAGUGCCGGCACCUCGGCCGAGUCCGGCUUCUCCCCGCUGGCCCCGCCGCUGGUGGAGUAUGACAACUACGGCAAGCUCGACCAGUCCACCGAGUACGAGGUGGUCCUCUGCGCCAACAGCUUCAAGUCGGUCUACAUCGUGGCGGCCGACUACAAGCUCAUGACCCGGCCCUUUGUCAUCCGCAUCAUCCCGCCGAUGGCCCCGGACCAGAAGAUCCAGCACGCCUACAAUGUUGCCUUCAACUCGCACUCCGACAUGACCCUCUGGAUUCGGUCCAUCCUCCCCCUGCUGGAGCCCUCCAAGGUGGACCGGUCGCUGAUCGAGGUCCUGCGUGUGCCCAAAAUCCCCACCCCGGUCUUUGGCCAGCCCCUGGCCAGUGUGGUCCUCCGUGACGGCCAGGCCAUCCCCGAUGUCCUGACCGCCUCGGUCAACACGCUCAUUUCGCUGAACGGCCACUCGGUCGAGGGUAUUUUCCGUCGGUCCGGCUCCAUUGCCCAGAUCAACGCCGUCAAGCGCUUCAUCGAUGCCAACCGCGACAUCCAUCUCAUCCCCAACACCAACCCGCACGUUGUCACGGCCAUCCUCAAGAACUUCCUGAUGGAGCUGCCGGAGCCGCUGAUCCCGUACCAGGUGUACUCGUCCUUCGUGGACGUGAAUGUCGAGCGCAUCGAGGACUGCGUCAACCGCUUCAAGGCGGCCCUCAGCAUGAUCCCCGUGGUCAAUGCCUGGGUGCUGUCGUACAUCGCCAACUUCGUGCGCUUCUGCGUCAUGUUCUCCGACACCAGCUUCAUGGGCUACGAGAACAUGGCCACCAUGUUCGGGCCGAGCAUCCUGCGCAAGCAGAAUGCCACGGCCGAGGAGCAGGCCCUCAGCGCGGCCGUCGUGCGCAAUGUCCUGACGGCCUUCUUCAAGCUCUUCAACCGCCUGGACGUCCCCCAGCCGCUGGAAGAGGUGAUCCGCCAGCAGUUCGGCGACGAUGAGCUCCUCAAUUACGGCCCGUACGCCAGCGCCGUGUCCAACCACCUGAGCGCGUCGCAGAUCCCGCUGGAGUUUGACCCCUCGCGCGCCGGGCCCAUCUACGAUGGCUACCUGUUCAACACCUCCCUCGUGCUCGGGUCCAACGACGGGCUGGCCUCCACCGAGCUCGGAGACACGGUCGACCUUCACCACAUCAAGGCCUUCCCGACCACCCUCUCCCGGAUGCCGUACCCGCUGGCGCCCUUCCCCGGGUCCAGCAACUUUCGCAUGCUGCCGGCCCUGUUCAAGCCCUUCCGGCAGUUCCAGUUCGAGCCGGGCAUGUUCACCCUGCUGGCCAUUUGCGGGACCAAUUCCCAGCUGACGCACUUCCGCAUCCACUCCAAGGAGUGGGUCUUUGAGCGCAUCCCCGGCACGGCCAAUUGCCAUGCCUUUGCGUCUUGCGACCGGCUGUGGGAAGUGGUGGCCGCGGUGGAGAAUACCCUGCAUGUGUUCAUGUUCGAGGGCCUGCGCGACUUGAAGCUGGACCACGGCCGGGCCAAGUACAACAAGGUCAAGGAGUUCCGCCUGGCCCAGAAGCCCAUCUUCUUGCGCAUGCUCAACCGAAGCAAUGUGGUCUUUGGCUUUGGCCAGCCCCUGGCAUCGGUCCAUUCGCUGGACCUGCGCACCGGCAUCAGCACGCCGCUCGUGGUGCAGAAGGACCUGGUGGCCGGCGGCAGUGGCGCGGGCGGCGGCCCACCGGCCCCGGGCCCCGGCUCGGCAUCGGACGGCACCGGCCCGGGCGUCGGCACGGUCGUCCCCUCCAUCGGCGCGUCGCUGGCCGAUUCGCGCAUCACCUCCCGCGGGGGGACCCUCGGCCAGCAGAUCCCCGUGGACGCCACCUACCUGGCCCCGACGCGGGAGUACUUCAUUGCCUACACGCGGACCGGGUACUUUGUGCCGCGUGGCAGCCAGGCCAAGACCCGCGCGUACCAGUCCACGGCGGUGUCCUUCGAUGCGCCGGUCCUGCGCGUGACCGCCUCCUCCUACCGGGGAACCAUCGUCGUGGUGCAUGCGGACUUCGUGUCGGUGGUCAACUGCGCCACGCAGUCCGUGGUGCAGCGCAUCAUCCUGCAGCACUCGGUGCCGCGGCCGCUGGACGGCGAGGCCGAGGCGGCGGCGGCGGCGACGGCGGCGACGGCGGCCGGGCCUGUCCCCGGCCCGGCCCCCGGGUCGAUCACCAUCCCGCGGCGGCGCCGGGCGGACAUGCUCUUCAAGGGCCACUACCUGGCAGCCGAUGCCAUCCACGGGUAUUUGGACUUGCACUUUGGCAAGUUCCCCAAAUACUGGCGCCGGUGUGGGGUCAUCCUCAGCGACAAGAUCUUUUACAUUUUCACCGGCGAGCCCGGGCAAAGUCCCCUGUGGCUGGCGGUGAAUCUGAGCCGGGCCCGGAUGUUGGAUUCGAAUUCCAUCCUGCAGCACACCCAGCGCCGGACCAUUGUCCUGGCCACGGCCAAUGGCCGGCACACGUUGAUGAUGCGCUCCACCGUCGGGUACCGGUUGCUGGAUGGCGGCGAGGUGGAUGUCGACCCGGAUCCCGAUGUCCAGGCGGCGGCCGACGUCGAUUGGGCCACCUGGCGGUCGCACUUUGUCCGGUAUGGCGGUGUCCUCCCGGCGCCGGGGUCCAUCCUGCCGCUGCUGUCGCAGGUGAGUGACCUGGCGGCGCCGGGCACGCCGGCCGCCGGCACGCCCACCACCACGGCGGCCCUGCGCGCGCCGGGCACCAGCGGCGGGGCCCCGGCCUUUUCCUCCUCGCAAUCGACGCCGCAUCUCUUCUCGCCGGAUCAGCCGAGCCUCCGUCGGCAGGGAUCCAUGCCGGACACCAGCAGUCUGGGGUCGAUGGUGGGCGGCGGGGCCGACCGGCGGGCCGGUGGCGGCGAUGCACAUACGCCCGUUCGCCGGUCGGCGUCGACCCUCUCGGCGCUGGGCAGCGACACGGCCCUGCACCAUGCGCUCCACCAGCCGUCGCUGGGGGCCGGUGGUGGCGGCCCGGGCGGCCAGGCCGGCUCGCUGCCGGGCUCGGAUCUCCGCAUCGAGGUGACAUCCAUCAGCUCGGACGAGGAGGAUGGCGGCUCCUCCGGCAAUGGGGGGCUGUUGUCGGGGCGGGCCCCGGCCAGCCCCCUGUUGUCGGGCAUCCCGCCCGAGGCCCACAGCCCGGCCCUGUCGCCGAUGCCGGGCUUGGAGCCGGGCCCGGGCGCCCACUUCCCGGAAGCGAGCCUGGUCCGGUCGACGACCGGCCCCGGCGGCGGUGACGCCGAGCCCGGCACCGGCAAUUCCACCGAGUGCGAGGAUGACGAUGAGGAUGGCAUCAUUUCGUCGGUGGCGCUGACCGGCCUGUCGGACGAUGACGAGGGGGCCUCCCUGCUGUCGCCCUCGUCCGGCGGCUACCCCCUCGGCGAGGACGCCAAUGUGUGUGUCCAGAUCCCGGCCGAGGAGCAAGAAGCCCACUGUUACUCUGUCCUCGGAUCCCUGCCCCUGUACCCGCCCCUGUGGUAUCCCACGCAUGUGGUGCAGUACCUGGGGUUCGUCGGGCUGGCCGCAGCGGUGGAGCCGCUGCACGCCCUGCUGGAGCGCAUUGCCGCACAUGCCACUCGCAAGGCCGGGGUCCAGCACAUCCCCCCAUGCCCGCUGGAUGGGCAGACGCUGCUGCAACUGACCGACGAGGAUAUCCUCUCGCUGGCCGGGCUGACCUUCGGCAAGCGGCUGCUCCUGCGUAAGCGCAUCCGCGAGCUCCGGACCUCGGUCAAUGCCACCCUGCUGGCGGAGCUGGAGUUGCUCGGCGAGCAGACCGGCCCCGGCACCGGCACCCGAUACAACCUGACGCAGGUGGUGUCAUUGACCGGCGGCGCGGCUGGCGCCGGGCUGCUGGCGUCGCCGAGCCCGAGCGCGGUGGCGGCCGCCACCGCGGCCGGGGUCCAAUCCCCCGCGGCGGCGGCGGCGGCGGCGGCGGCGGCCUCCACCCCCGGGGCCUUUGUCCAGUCGCCCCAUCAGUCCCUCUCGGCGCUCUUCUCGCCGGCCCCCUCAGAAAGCUCCUGGACAUCGCCGCACAUCCGGGCCCGGUCCACCGGGCCGAUGGUCCUGAGCCCGUCACCUCUGGCGGCCGGUGGCGGCGGCGGCGGCUCGACCCCGGCGGCCCGGCUACUGGCGGCCGACAGUCACACUCGCAGCGCCAGCCUCUCGGCCGCGGCCGGCGGCGGGGGAGGGGUGCUCGCCUCGCCGGGCCCCGGCGACACUGGCGCCCUCGACCGGACCCCCUCCAAGUCGGCUUCCCACUCGCCGAGUGCCAGUCUCCUGGUGGCGGGUCCCGGGUCGCCGACGGUCGGGGCCGGCGGCUCGACGGCGGCCAGCUUGCACCCGGCCCCGCUGUUUUCCCCGGCCCCCUCGGGGUCCUCGUCCGGCGGCAGUGGCGGCGGGCUGCUGAUGGUCGAUACCUUGGCGGUUCCGAUGUCGCCGUUGUCCAACACCGGGGCCCUGGAUUCCUCGCCGACCAUGCCCUCCUACUCGGCCAGCAUGUCCUGCCUGCAGGUGGCUUCGACCUCGGGGGGGGCCGGGCCGGGCACCCCCGGCGGCAGCGGCGCGUCCUUCGGGCAGCGGCCCCUUUCCCACCACCCGGCCAUGGGUGGCUCGCUGGGGCUGCUGUCCCCCGGCGGCGGCGGGGGCACCGGCACUGGCGGGACUCCCACCCCGACCACGGCCAUGCCCCCCGGGGCCGGGGCCGGGGCCGGGGCCGGGGCCGCCCACCCGCCGGCCCACUCCUCACAACUCAGCCUGGCGGCCGGGGUCAAUCGCAUGGGCGUCGGUGUGGCGCCCAGCCUGACCAAGGCCAGCGAGGUGCACGAUGAUGACCCCUCCGGGCCGCGGGUGGCCGUGCUGCCGGAAUCCCACGCGUACGCCACCACCCUGUUGAGCUUCGGCCUGGGGCCGGAUGGCUGUCCGCUGGAGCUGCCGUCCACGUCGUUUGUCCCGUCGCCGGCGUCCUCGCCCUGGCGGCAGCGCUUCCUCGGCCCGAUGGCCGACCAGCCGGAGGUGGUGACCGGCACGGCGGGGGAAGUCCGGCCGCACUUGUCUGCCGGCGUGGCGGCCACCGGCUCUGCCGGCGGCGGCGGCAGCGCCGCCGCCUCGCCCGCCUUGGCCCCUGUGUCUUUGGAGGAGGCGCGCGUCUCGUGGAACGCCAGCACGGCCAAGCUCUUCGACCAGGCGCGUAACGUCAACCAGGCCUCCCUGCAGCUGGUGUACGGGAACAAUGUGGUCUUGCUGGCCCGCUUCCAGACCCCGGAGCAGGGCGGCACCAACCUGUACCAGCUGCGCUACAUGUCGGACGGUGGCGAGUACUUCUGA
Molecule: messenger RNA, 6925 nt
Organism: Fonticula alba
Lineage: Eukaryota; Rotosphaerida; Fonticulaceae
Exons: 7
Coding region: 125-6925 (2266 amino acids)
Biological process (GO): regulation of GTPase activity; signal transduction
Cellular component (GO): cytoplasm
Source: RefSeq, a predicted model, not a curated record